AUGGAGGCCAAAGGACCUAUUUCCGCUGAAAUAAUAGCCUUGCAUAAAAAAAUUGUCCUCGACCUCCCCCAUGUAUCUAUAGUCAAUUGUAUUGAAUUUUUCAAAAACAAACACGAAGCCCUUUUGGAAUAUCCACGGCCCUUGGGCCCACACAUUAAAGUUAUUGGUACACUCACUGCCCGUCCUCCAGAAAAGCUGCCAAAAGAAUUUCAGGCUUUCGUGAAUAAAAGUGAUAUAUCUUUUUUAGUGUCGUUUGGGACAAGUCUAUUUAAUUUGAGCAACUCGUUCUUGCAGACAGUUACUGAAGGACUUGGUAAUUUAUCAGUACCUAUCUUGUAGAAGAAAUCGGAAAACUUGCAUCCUUCCGUGUACCUAAAAUGUUAUCUUGUGGACUGGAUUCCACAAAAUGAUAUCUUAGGUCACGUGUCUACCAAAGUACACGUCAUGCAUUUGUGUUUAAACAGUUUUCUUGAAAGUGUUUAUCACGGUGUACCUAUAGUUGGUAUUCCCAUUUUAUUUGAUCAACCGAGACAAGUUGUUAUUGUCCAACUCAAAAGACUUGGCAAAAUCUUGGAUCGUCACACGAUGACGUCAGGAGACCUUACAGAUGCCAUUAAUGAAGUAUUGACAAAUAUGAAAUACGAAGAGAACGUCAAACUUAUUUGA
This is a messenger RNA of Xenia sp. Carnegie-2017, 666 nucleotides long. RefSeq names its product UDP-glucuronosyltransferase 2B4-like. Gene Ontology annotation, molecular function: UDP-glycosyltransferase activity. The record is from RefSeq and is a predicted model, not a curated record. NCBI's taxonomy places the organism in Eukaryota, Metazoa, Cnidaria, Anthozoa, Malacalcyonacea, Xeniidae.